CUUACCAACCCUAAAAAAUGUCUCAUUUCGAAUUCUGAGCUUUUCUCUUCCUCUCUCUCUCUCACUCACUCCGUCCCCACUCCGUCGUCUUCGAAUGGCGAUCAAUCAGAGCUCCGAUCACGAGUCCGACGAAAACACGCGUCUUUACCAUCCUUACCAAAACUACCAAGUCCCGAUCAAAGCUCAGUAUCUUUACAAGCUCCCUACUUCUCCAGAAUUCCUCUUCACGGAAGAGUCACUCAAGCAGCGUCGAUCAUGGGGAGAAAACCUCACCUUCUACACAGGGGUAGGUUAUCUCGGCGGCUCUGUAGCCGGUGCUACAGCUGGGGUCUUCUCCGGUAUCAGGAGCUUUGAAAAUGGAGACACGACUAAGCUUAAAAUCAACAGGAUUUUGAAUUCGUCUGGUCAGGCAGGUCGCACUUGGGGUAAUAGGAUUGGGGUGUUAGGGUUGAUCUAUGCAGGGGUUGAGAGUGGUGUGGUGGCGGUAACUGAUAAAGACGAUGUUUGGACCAGUGUUGUCGCUGGUCUUGGAACCGGAGCGGUUUAUAGGGCAGCUCGAGGAGUGAGAUCUGCGGCUGUGGCUGGUGCUCUUGGCGGAGUAGCGGCUGGUGCUGUUGUGGCUGGGAAGCAGGUUUUCAAGCGCUAUGCUCACAUAUGAAGAACCGGAGUGAUCUUUAGGGAUAGGGAAAUCAUAAAAAUCAGAGCUUUCUGGGGUAGAAUUCUGGUUUUCAUAUAGCAAGAUUUAACCUUGAGAACCUUUAUUUAUAUAUAAUAACAAUAAUAAUAAAGGUUUUACCGUUUGGUAUUUGAAUCUCCAUGAGUUCUUGCUUAUGUUCAUGCUAGUUUUUGUUAUAUGCUGUGCCUCUUUUUCAAUUGUCCAAAAAGCGUGAAUGUUGUUGUUAUCAGACUGACUCAAGAGGUGAAAUGGUUUCAUUCUCAUUUC
Camelina sativa (false flax) is the source of this 943-nucleotide messenger RNA. RefSeq names its product mitochondrial import inner membrane translocase subunit TIM23-1. The record is from RefSeq and is a predicted model, not a curated record. Lineage: Eukaryota; Viridiplantae; Streptophyta; Magnoliopsida; Brassicales; Brassicaceae. Gene Ontology annotation, cellular component: TIM23 mitochondrial import inner membrane translocase complex. Gene Ontology annotation, biological process: protein import into mitochondrial matrix. Gene Ontology annotation, molecular function: transmembrane protein transporter activity.